UUUUUAGUGAAUUGCUUGGAUAUAACGCUCUUCGUUUCUCCGGCGUUGGGGUUUGGUGGCGGAUCUCAUCGCAGAGCCGCUUCCCGAUCUCUUCCGCGCGCUUGAGGCUUCGCUCGAUCCUGAUUUCCCAUUUUGGUUCCAGGUCCUGAUCGAUCUAGGUAGGUUCUGAUGGCGUCAAAGAGAAUUUUGAAGGAAUUGAAGGACUUGCAGAAGGAUCCUCCCACCUCCUGCAGCGCAGGUCCUGUUGGGGAAGAUAUGUUCCAUUGGCAAGCUACAAUCAUGGGACCCCCUGAUAGUCCAUAUUCUGGAGGGGUGUUUUUAGUAAAUAUUCAUUUUCCACCAGACUAUCCUUUCAAGCCCCCAAAGGUUGCUUUCAAGACUAAGGUCUUUCAUCCCAACAUCAAUAGCAAUGGAAGCAUAUGCCUGGAUAUACUGAAAGAGCAAUGGAGCCCAGCCCUGACCAUAUCCAAGGUCCUGCUUUCGAUUUGCUCUCUGCUGACCGAUCCAAAUCCAGAUGACCCUCUUGUUCCGGAGAUCGCCCAAAUGUACAAGACUGACAGAGCCAAGUACGAGUCCACAGCCCGCGGCUGGACACAGAAGUAUGCCAUGGGAUGAAGAGGCUGGCCUUAUGUUUCAAACAGUUGUUUGGUGAACUUAGAACUGUUCUGUUCAACUCAUGUUGCGCGCUAUCGCUUAAAAAUAAUACUGUUAGUAACCGCAGGUGCAAGAUGUUGCUCGCAUCUGCAGACUAGUAGUUUCUAUAAUGGCUAUCUGCUAUAGCAAACAUAUAUAUCAGUGCUUCAUGGUUAUGGUUUUGGUUGUGCAGAUCCUAGUUUCUUCUUGCGCUCUUGUAUGACUUUCUUCAUGCAUCAACUGUUUAUUCAUGUAUCUAUCUUUGAAUUAAAUAUAUGAGCAUUGAACA
This is a messenger RNA of Dioscorea cayenensis subsp. rotundata (Guinea yam), 922 nucleotides long. RefSeq names its product ubiquitin-conjugating enzyme E2 28-like. Bases 169 to 615 code for a protein of 148 amino acids. Gene Ontology annotation, cellular component: nucleus. Gene Ontology annotation, biological process: protein polyubiquitination. The transcript is spliced from 5 exons. Gene Ontology annotation, molecular function: ubiquitin conjugating enzyme activity. The record is from RefSeq and is a predicted model, not a curated record. Lineage: Eukaryota; Viridiplantae; Streptophyta; Magnoliopsida; Dioscoreales; Dioscoreaceae.